Molecule: messenger RNA, 402 nt
Organism: Debaryomyces fabryi
Lineage: Eukaryota; Fungi; Ascomycota; Pichiomycetes; Serinales; Debaryomycetaceae
Product: sulfiredoxin
Exons: 1
Coding region: 1-402 (133 amino acids)
Biological process (GO): cellular response to oxidative stress
Cellular component (GO): cytoplasm
Molecular function (GO): sulfiredoxin activity
Source: RefSeq, a predicted model, not a curated record
AUGUCAUUACAAUCGUCAAAUUUAAAAAUUGAUUAUGUUCCAUUAAAUCAAAUAAGAAGACCGAUUCCCCCGGUUUUGGAUUAUCAAAAGAUAGAUGCAAUGGUGUCAACCCUUCAAGGUACACCUAUGGCCUCUGCAACCUGUAAUAUUGAAGAUAUUGAUUCAGGAGAAUUACCUCCUGUGGAUGUUUUUAAAGUUAGAGAAGAGGGUAAAACGUACUACUUUGCAUUUGGUGGGUGUCAUAGAUUUCAGGCAUACGACAGGAUAGGAUCAGAAGGAAACAAAGAAACAUUAGUGAAAUGCAAAAUACUCCCUGCUACAAGGCGAACUUUAAGACUUUAUUUAGGUGCUUCAGUAGAUGAGAUGUUUAAAGAUAUAGAUAAUGAAAAACAAUCGAGUUGA